CCCGCCAAUGUAGGAAAUGUCAGUGUGAUAGGGCAAAAUGAGACCAGUAUAACUUUGCAGUGGAACGAAGUGAAUGGAACAGGGAUCACUUAUGAACUGAAGUUCAGCAAUGGGUCUAAUACUACCAUCUCUGUAUCUGAUGGAAAUGGAACAGUGACAUACACAGUCUCCCCUCUCACUGCUGGGACAGAAUACAACUUCACUCUCUUCACUAUGUUCAAAGAAGUACCAAGCAGAGCAUACAAUUUCAUCGCAGUCACCCGUGAGUGUCCUAAGAAUGGAUUCUGUGUUAUUUCUUGCAUGCUUAAAUGACUCUAUAUUAUGUCAAUGUAUGCACUCAUGACUGUAAGUCGCUUUGGAUAAAAGCAUCUGCUAAAUGGCAUAUAAUAUCAUGCUAAUGAUGUCUUAGAUAACAUUACAUCUACACUUUCUAAAAUCUACAAAGUGAGUGACAUGAGUUGUGAAUGCAUUGUGAAUUCAUUGUAAAUACAUUGUGAAUUAAUUGUAAAUAAAAUGUAUUUACAAUGAAUUCACAAUGUAUAUACAAUGUAUUUAUAAUGUAUUCACAAUGUAUUUACAAUGUAUUCACAAUGUAUUCACAAUGUAUUUACAAUGUAUUCACAAUGUAUUCACAAUGUAUUUACAAUGUAUUUACAAUGUAUUCACAAUGUAUUUACAAUGAAUUCACAAUGUAUUUACAAUGUAUUUACAAUGUAUUCACAAUGUAUUCACAAUGUAUUUACAAUGUAUUCACAAUGUAUUUACAAUGUAUGUAAAUACAUUGUGAAUGCAUUGUAAAUACAUUGUAAAUACAUUGUGAUCCAUUAAUUGUCAUUGUUAUCUUCCUGUCUUUCUAUCUUAGGUCCCCUCAGUGUAGAUUGGUGUCAAUGUGACAGGGCAAAAUGAGACCAGUAUAACUUUGCAGUGGAACAAAGUGAAUGGAACAGGGAUCACUUAUGAACUGAAGUUCAACAAUGGGUCUAAUACUACCAUCCCUGUAUCUGAUGGAAAUGGAACAGUGACAUACACAGUCUCCCCUCUCACUGCUGGGACAGAAUACAACUUCACUCUCUUCACUAUGUUCAAAGAAAUACCAAGCAGAGCAUACAAUUUCAUCGCAGUCACCCGUGAGUGUCCUAAGAAUGGAUUCUGUGUUAUUUCUUGCAUGCUUAAAUGACUCUAUAUUAUGUCAAUGUAUGCACUCAUGACUGUAAGUCGCUUUGGAUAAAAGCGUCUCCUAAAUGGCAUAUAAUAUCAUGCUAAUGAUGUCUUAGAUAACAUUACAUCUACACUUUCUAAAAUCUACAAAGUGAGUGACAUGAGUUGUGAAUGCAUUGUGAAUACAUUGUAAAUACAUUGUAAAUACAUUGUGAAUACAUUGUAAAUACAUUGUAAAUACAUUGUAAAUACAUUGUGAAUUCAUUGUAAAUACAUUGUGAAUACAUUGUGAAUACAUUAUAAAUACAUUGUGAUCCAUUAAUUGUCAUUGUUAUCUUCCUGUCUUUCUAUCUUAGGUCCCCUCAGUGUAGAUGGUGUCAAUGUGACAGGGCAAAAUGAGACCAGUAUAACUUUGCAGUGGAACAAAGUGAAUGGAACAGGGAUCACUUAUGAACUGCAGAACACCACUGGGACUAAUACUAUCAUCCUUGUAUCUGAUAAAAGUGAAAUAGUUACAUACAUAGUAUCACCUCUCACUGCUGGGACAAAAUAUGAGUUCACUCUCUUCACUUUGUUUGAAGGUGUCAGGAGUAUUGAUGGAAGUAAAUUAUCUGCAGUCACUGGUAAGUUUUUGUUUUUUUUUUUUUUGGGGGGGGGGGGGGGGGGGGGGGGGGUGAUACUGGAUUGUCUUUUAGUAUUUUCAUGGAUCACUCGUGUGAGAUACAUUAAAUACUGAUAUAUCUAUAGCCUUAAAAAAUAUAUAUGGUUUAUCUUCACACAAAUAUUUUGAUUAAAUAAAAUAUUGACAUUUUAGAUUUGGAUUCAUGCAUUAUAACUCUGGAAUCGUCUGAUACUGAAUAGUUAUUGGGAUUGUAUAAAAUCAGACAUGUACAGUAGUCAUUUUUGAAGUGGUCCAUUGACUGUGUUGAUUGGUUAUGUGUCUUCUCUCUGUCUCUCUGUAUUAGCUCCCCUCAAUGUUGAGGCUGUGACUGUAACAGAGUCAGACCGCACUGAGACCAGCAUAACUCUGGAGUGGAAAAAGCCGGCGAAUGGAGUCUCCAGUUAUGUGCUGCAGUUCGGCGAUAAGGGAAAUAUACCAAUUAAUAAAUUAGGAGAAACAGUGACACAUCAAGUUUCAUCUCUCGAUGCUGGGAAAAGAUAUGCCUUCACCCUCUUCACUGUGUUUGAAGGCAUCAAGAGCAGUGGAGAAAGCAACUUCACAGUAACAAGUAAAUGUGAUUUUUUUACCUUGAUUUCCAAUUACAAUCUCACAGUUCUUACCCUACAAUUAUCCAAUCAGUUGUUUUAUGUGGCUACAGUGAUAGUUAGCUCUUCAAGUUGGUCCCACUUUAUUUGGAUAGUGGUCUAGAGUUUUAUAUACUAUUUAGAAGGGUUGAAUCUAAACUCAGCAAAAGUAUUGCCUGAAUAACACACUCAUUUCACACAUAAAAACAUAAUUGAAUCCUUAAAUGUGAAAGCUAUUAACAGAAGUCCCUUGCUUUUCCCUGCAGAAAUAUUUUGUUCUGCUUUACACUGGGAGGUCACCAACUCAUCCAUUCAGACUGUGCUCCAGUCCAGUGAAGUCUCCUAUGGACAGGCAAAUAAUGGAAGUCAAACUGGAGAACACGUCAGCCCUAACAAUGGCAAUCUGUCAUUCAUUCACCUUUACCCUGGCGCAGUUUACAACGUGACUCUUUGGUUUAGACAGGAUUCUAAAACACUUCUUAUGUGUGAACACAUGGAGACUGUGGGUGAGUCAGUCUUUUACUUUGUCAAGGUGACCUAUUUUGUUUAGUCCACUUUUCCACUAAUUAUAUUAGUAGUCUAGCAUUGAUUUAUUAUGGUACACCUGUAGGAUAGUGACUUUAGCAGGGAGUUAAUGUGACAUCUUCCUUUUUUGUUUUAAUCAGUUCCUCCAGCGCUGAUAAGUCCAAGAUGUGACUAUUUGUCUGGUGGCUACGCUUUCUCUCUGGCCUGGGAUGUGCCGGAGGGAAUAUGGACAAGUGUGGAGGUGAAUGUGACUGGGAAAAGCCCUCAGACGGUGAAGGGAAUGUGUGUGAUGAAGGCAGACAUCGAUGGGGUUCAACCUGCCCAGACCUAUCCAGUGUCUUUGGCAUUAAUCUCUGGGCCUCGGAUGAGUAAGGCUGUCUCUUUCAGCUGUAAUACAGACCCAAGAGGUGAGUGAGCCUGGCAUUUAUCUUUAACUCAUGUUAAAAGGUUCAACGAUUGGUCAAUGAUAUCUGUAUUACCACCGAUAACAGUAUCUACACACAGCAUGAUGUGAUAUAGCUGCCAUGCCUUCUGCUGGCAGAAAACCAUGGGAUCUCACCUGCUUCCUGUAUUCAAAAUGGAGAGCUUUUAUAUCUUGUUUUAUAUGAUAUUUUGAUACUAAAUGUGUGUUGGUCAGUAGGCUUAUGUUGCUCAGUAUCCGUGGAAGAACAGACCAUUGUUAUUAUGAUGAUUACUCUUACAUGUUUAGAAGUAGGCCUAUAACCUAUUUAUUAACAUGUCAUGCCCUAAACUCUCAUACUAAGCCCAGGUUUCUUCCCUAUAGGGGUCAUUGCAGGGUCAGUCAUGGCUGUGCUGCUACUCUGCCUUCUGGUUUGUCUGGUUUUCUUCAUAUGGCGUCAGAAGCCAGACAUGUUCAGGUUGGUGCUGCUGCCUUCACAAUGGUGUUAGAUAGGGAAACCAUUUGGAAUCAAUAAUCAAUGCUUUUCUUUUUCCUUUUCCAAUAGCCGGCCCAAGUCGUUGUUUGUGGAAUCCAAACUAGCCAGCAAUAAAUUAAAGUAUGUACAGUAUACAGUUCAUUUUCAGUAUUUACGAGUCAGGUUUAGCCUUAAACUCAACCCUUUAGCAACUAUGUAUAGCAAGGCCAAUGACACGUACAUUCGACAUCACAGCUGUUAAUAACCGUAACGACUUUGAACUAUUCAACUGAGAACUUACUAUCUUCUCUUUUCCCAGAGCUAUUCCCAUGGGGAAAUUUCCAGACCACUUCCACAGAAUGAGCGCUGACACGAACAGAGGAUUCAGUGAGGAGUAUGAGGUAGCUAUAAGGAUAACAUGCUUUCUCUGUUUGUUUUCAUCAUGGUGUUGGUAAUGCAAAGUAGUUGGGCGAUCGUCCAACGUUGUAUUCCCUGUGUUUUUAUUUUGUCAUCUUGUAAUUAUUUUGUCAUCUUUGUCAUCCAUCCGUUUGUCUGUUCAUAAGCCUUUAGCUGACCCUUCUGAGUAUGUAAACAUAAAUGAGUUUUUCUUUACAUUAUGAUCUAUGGUUUAUAUCUCUAUGCAGGACUUCAUCCCUGUUGGCACAGAGCAGACUAGAAAAGCAGCCCUUCUGGAGGAGAACAAGAACAAGAACCGCUUCACCAAUGUACUGCCAUGUAAGUGUAUUCUGGCUGCUAUUUCUGCACGUAUGAACAACAUACAGUUGUUGAAUUGACGUCACCACUUGUUAUUGCAAUAAUUUAACUUUGUGUCAGCCAAUUGACCAAGUAUAAUAGGGUGGAUCAGAUAUCCCUCAGAUUCCAGGCGGAGUUUUGGCUUAAUCACCCCACUUGCAGAUUUUAUACAGUUAGAGGUUAUAGUUUUAAAUGGUUAUAAUCCUCAAAGUGAAGUUGUUAAAUCAUCAAGCGUUUUAAAUCCUUUCUCUCUCUCUCCAGAUGACUGGUGUCGGGUGAAGCUAACCAAGCUAAACCAAAACAUGAGCUCUGACUACGUAAAUGCCAAUUACAUGCCUGUAGGUACAGCAGCAUGUCAGUCACUGAUUUCCUAAUAAAGAGCAAUGUCCAUAUCAGUCCUAGAUAUCCUAUAUAGGUAUUCUUACUCUGACUGCAGUAAGUAGAUCAGUACUAGAAUUAUCUACUAUACUGAUCUGAACCUUGAUAGCCUACUGUAAAAGGCCCACUUACGGUAAAGGCUUGGCUUGAAACAAAGGUCAACUUUAAGUUAUUUGCCGGUACACGUUCUUCAAUACAUCGCCACACAACCCUUUAUGUAAGUUAUAAAAUGUCAUAAUGUAAUAAUAUUCUAGUGUCACGUUACAAUAUCGCUGAAUCAUAUGAUGCCUUAGAGGAACUUCUUACACCUAUAAAUGUUUACACAUCUGAGGCAUUAAAAAUGACUAUAAAUAGAAUAGGUGUGUUUUGUUAACCCUGAUGCUUUUUGUCGCAGGGCUACGGUAACAGCAGACAGUACAUCGCUGCACAGGGUCCCCUGCCCACCACCGUCAACGACUUCUGGAGAAUGAUCUGGGAGCAAAGGGUAAAGGGUGUGGUCAUGGUAACCAACUGCACCGAAGGAGGGAGGGUGAGUCCUGUUGGAGUCCGAGUUAAUGUGUUUGCUUUGCAUUGGGUGUGUGGAGAAUGUGGUGACAUCACAGAUAAACAGUCAUAGAAAUAGAAUCACUAGAACGGGCGAAGACCCUCAGAACAUGGCAAUUUGACAGAUUAGAUUCUAUGUACUGUAUUUAUAUAGAUACAUUGACCUAUUCUGUCUGUGUCUCCCUAGAGUAAAUGUGAGCAGUACUGGCCUUUGGACUACACCCCUUGCCUGUACGGAGACCUGUUGGUAACAGUCCGGUCCGAGAAGAGGGAAACCAACUGGACACUGCGGGAGUUUGUAGUGAAAAAUGUAAGUAUAGUGCUUGUUCUACUUAUGGAACCUGGGUCAUCGUGUUCAGUAGGGCACACAGUUGCAGAACUUUCUGCUACAAAAAAUGAAAAUCUCUGAUCUUAUUGGAGAAGAUCAGAUUGUUCCUUUCGGUAGUACUCUGUUUCAAAAUGUUUUCUCCCUACUGAUCACCACCCUGGACAAGGUUUUCAGUGCAUGCUCUGCUUACUACCUGUGUGAAUGUCGCCUCUGCAUCUACAUUUACAUUACAUUUGAGUCAUUUAGCAGACAUCACAGUUGAAGUCGGAAGUUUACAUACACCUUAGCCAAAUACAUUUAAACUCAGUUUUUCACAAUUCCUGACAUUUAAUCCUAGUAAAAAUUCCCUGUCUUAGGUCAGUUAGGAUCACCACUUUAUUUUAAGAAUGUGAAAUGUCAGAAUAAUAGUAGAGAGAAUGACUUAUUUCAGCUUUUAUUUAUUUCAUCACAUUCCCAGUGGGUCAGAAGUUUACAUACACUCUAUUAGUAUUUGGUAGCAUUGCCUUUAAAUUGUUUAACUUGGGUCAAACGUUUUGGGUAGCCUUCCACAAGAUUCCCACAAUAAGUUGGGUGAAUUUUGACCCAUUCGUCCUGACAGAGCUGGUGUAACUGAGUCAGGUUUGUAGGCCUCCUUGCUCGCACAUGCUUUUUCAGUUCUGCCCACAAAUGUUCUAUUGGAUUGAGGUCAGGGCUUUGUGAUGGCCACUCCAAUACCUUUACUUUGUUGUCCUUAAGCCAUUUUGCCACAACUUUGGAAGUAUGCUUGGGGUCAUUCUCCAUUUGGAAGACCCAUUUGCGACCAAACUUUAACUUCCUGAUUAUAAUUUUCCUUCCUCAUGAUGCCAUCUAUUUUGUGAAGUGCCCCAGUCCCUCCUGCAGCAAAGCACCCCCAUGGCAUGAUGCUGCCACCCCCGUGCUUCACGGUUGGGAUGGUGUUCUUUGGCUUGCAAGCCCCCCCUUUUUCCUCCAAACGUAACGAUGGUCAUUAUGGCCAAACAGUUCUAUUUUUGUUUCAUCAGUCCAGAGGACAUUUCUCCAAAAAGUACGAUCUUUGUCCCCAUGUGCAGUUGCAAAUCGUAGUCUGGCUUUUUUAUGGUGGUUUUGGAGCAGUGGCUUCUUCCUUGCUGAGCGGCCUUUCAGGUUAUGUCGAUAUAGGACUCGUUUUACUGUGGAUAUAGAUACUUUUGUAACCGUUUCCUCCAGCAUCUUCACAAGGUCCUUUGCUGUUGUUCUGGGAUUGAUUUUCACUUUUCGCACCAAAGUACGUUCAUCUGUAGGAGACAGACCGCGUCUCCUUCCUGAGUGGUAUGACGGCUGCGUGGUCCCAUGGUGUUUAUAGUUGCGUACUAUUGUUUGUACAGAUGAACGUGGUACCUUCAGGCGUUUGGAAAUUGCUCCCAAGGAUGAACCAGACUUGUGGAGGUCUACAAUUUUUUUUCUGAGGUCUUGGCUGAUUUCUUUUGAUUUUCCCAUGAUGUCAAGCAAAGAGGCACUGAGUUUGAAGGUAGGCCUUGAAAUACAUCUACAGGUAUACCUCCAAUUGACUCAAAUGAUGUCAAUUAGCCUAUCAGAAGCCUCUAAACCAGGGGUGUCAAACUCAUUUUAGCUCAGGAAAAUCUAUUCCCAAGUGGGCCGGACCGGAAAAAUCAUGGUAUAUAUAACUUAAAAACAACAACUUCAGAUUGUUUUCUUUGUUUUAAUACGAUCAACAUACAACAUAAAGCUGGAGCCUGAGGACAGUGUGUCCAAAAUAGUACAAGCACAACAUCACUAUUAAUCAUAAAACACGUCAAGUUAUUUGAAAGUUCUGAGGACAAAGAACACACAAACACACAAUGCCUCAGUGAUUAACAGAACUGUUUCACAGAUCACAGAACUAUAUCAGGGUGUAAUUUCUCAGGCAGAAAUGUAGAUAAAAAUAAUGAAAUCCUGUUCCCCAAACAAGUGCAAGAACCACAGAGUCAAGAAUAGGUUAAAUAUACAAAUAAAAUAAAAUCAAUUAAAAACAAUAGCACAUCAACAUAAAAACAUAUAAACAUAAAGCUGGAGCCUGAGGACAGUGUCCAAAAGCACAACAUCACUAUUAAUCAUAAAACACCUCAAGUUAUUUGAAAGUUCUGAGGACAAAGAACACACAAACACACAUUGCCUCAGUGAUUAACAGAACUGUUUCACAGAUCACAGAACUAUAUCAGGGUGUCAUUUCUCAGGCAGAAAUGUAGAUAAAAAUAAUGAAAUCCUGUUCCCCAAACAAGUGCAAGAACCACAGAGUCAAGAAUAGGUUAAAUAUACAAAUAAAAUAAAAACAAUUAAAAACAAUAGCAUAUCAACAUAAAAACAUAUAAACAUAAAGCUGGAGCCUGAGGACAGUGUCCAAAAGCACAACAUCACUAUUAAUCAUAAAACACCUCAAGUUAUUUGAAAGUUCUGAGGACAAAGAACACACAAACACACAAUGCCUCAGUGAUUCACAGAAGUAUAUCACAGAUCACAGAACUAUAUCAGGGUGUCAUUUCUCAGGCAGAAAUGUAGAUAAAAAUAAUGAAAUCCUGUUCCCCAAACAAGUGCAAGGAACCACAGAGUCAAGAAUAGGUUAAAUAUACAAAUAAAAUAAAAACAAUUAAAAACAAUAGCACAUCAACAUAAAAACAUAUAAACAUAAAUCUGAAAGCGUUGCUCAAACUCCCGUAACAGUCCCGUUAUUUUAUCUUUGAACCGCUUCAUGUCUGCCACAUGUUGGGUCGCGCACACGUUUUUCAGACAGGGGAAGUGAGCUGCAUCACCACCGGCAAGUUGCGUCUCCCACAAUGACAGCUUCAACUUGAAAGAACGUAUGCUGUCAUAAUACUGCGUGACAACUUUGUUGCGCCCUUGCAGCUGUUUGUUCAAGUUAUUCAGGUGCUCUGUAACAUCCACCAUAAAUGCAAGGUCCUGCAUCCAUUCUGCGGAAUGAAAUUCUAACACUGGUUUGCCCUUUUCUUCCAUGAACUGUUCAAUUUCUUCUCGUAAAUCAAAGAAACGCCUCAGCACAGCACCUCGGCUUAACCAUCUUACCUCAGUGUGGUAUGGCAGGCCAUAGAUGUGGUCUUUCUCUCUGAGAAGGCUGUCAAACUGACGGUGAUUCAGGCUUCUGGAUCGGAUGAAAUUAACAGUUUGGAUGACCACCUUCAUGACGUUAUCCAUCUUUAAUGACUUGCAACACAAAGCCUCCUGGUGCAAAAUACAGUGAAAAGUCAAAAAAUCACGUCCUCCAUUUGCAGAUUGCACUUUCUCUCUGAACUUUGUCACAACGCCUGCUUUUUUCCCGAUCAUUGAGGGCGCACCAUCUGUAGCCAGGCUGACAGCGCGGGACCAGUCCACUCCGACCCUGUCCAGCGCGCCGACGAGUGCGGUAAAAAUAUCAGCUGCUGUCGUUGUAUCUGUCAUCGGCACCAACUCCACGAACUCCUCGGUGACGGUCAAUGUGUCAUCAACUCCGCGGAUGAAAAUGGCCAGUUGUGCAACAUCUGUAAUGUCCGUGCUUUCAUCAAUUGCAACCGAAAACGCAAUAAAUGACUUUACUUUUUGCUUCAACUGGCUGUCCAAAUCCACUGAAAGAUCGGAAAUCCUGUCUGCAACUGUGUUUCUUGUCAGGCUGAUAUUUGCAAAAGCCUGCCGCUUUUCAGGGCACACAAUCUCCGCUGCCUUCAUCAUGCAUGUUUUUACAAAUUCACCCUCACUAAAUGGUUUUGAAGCAACUGCGAUUUCAUUAGCAAUGAGGUAGCUAGCUUUCACUGCAGCGUCACUGAUGUCUCGGCUGUGAGUAAACACAGACUGCUGUUUCUUCAGACCCGCCAACAGUUCAUUCACCUUCUCUCAUCUCCGCUGUCCUUGAAAGUUGUCAUAUUUGUUGGCAUGAAGACUCACAUAGUGGCGACGAAGGUUAUAUUCUUUCAGCACUGCAACAUGCUCUGAACACACCAAACAUACAGCUUUCCCAUUCAAUUCCGUGAAUAAAUAGGAUGACCAUUUUUCUUGGAACACUCUGCGUCCACUUUUCUCUUUUUUGACAGAGACAUAUUGGGGCAAUGAGGGUGCCAAAGCACAUAAUGUUAAAAGUAGAAGCCAUAAUAAAUAUCGUGGGCAAAACAAAGUAGCUCAUUGGCUGCACGUGCUUGACCUACUUGCUCUGCCCCGGUAUAAACAGUUUGCUUGCUUAACACAAUUGCUAUUGCGCCAUCCAGUGGACGCAAUUGGAACAGCAGUUUAUUUUAUUGAAAAAUUGCAGCGCAUUUUUAUACUUUACAAAAUUAUUAUUAUUAUUAUUAUUUUUUUUAUUUUUUCACGGACGUUUGACACCCCUGCUCUAAAGCCAUGACAUCAUUUUCUGGAAUUUUCCAAGCUGUUUAAAGGCACAGUCAACUUAGUGUAUGUAAACUUCUGACCCCCUGGAAUUGUGAUACAGUGAAUUAUAAGUUAAAUAAUCUGUCUGUAAACAAUUGUUGGAAAAAUGACUUGUGUCAUGCACAAAGUAGUUGUCCUAACCGACUUGCCAAAACUAUAGUUUGUUAACAAGAAAUUUGUGGAGUGGUUGAAAAACGUGUUUUAAUGACUCCAACCUAAGUGUAUGUAAACUUCCGAAUUCAACUGUAAAUACUUCUGUCUUCCAGAAGGACACAUCCGAGGAACGCCCUGUGAAACACUUCCACUUCACGGCCUGGCCCGACCACGGAGUCCCAGAGGGAACGGCGGCUCUGAUCCAGUUCAGAGGGCUGGUCCGACAGCACAUAGAGAGCCGUGAGAACACCGGACCCACUGUGGUGCACUGCAGGUAAUGUUACAGUACUGACAACACCCAGCCAUUACUUUAUACAGAGAAAAAUGCUAAAUAGGGAUGUACAAUGUGGCAACCCUAUUGAGGUGUUCCAAGAACGCACCGUUAACCAACAAGUGAGGUGUGUGUACAAUGACUGGUGGUGACAGUGCAAUUUUCCUUAUAGAAGUAUAGGCCUAGUUUUAGGUUGUCUCUUCCUUGAACUGGAUUAUUCUGUGCUCUAUCUGUAAACGUUAUGUUUAUAUUAAUCUCCCUGUUUCUCAGUGCUGGGGUGGGGAGGACGGGCACCAUCAUUGCUCUGGACGUGAUGCUACAACAACUGGAGAGGGAGAAGGCGGUGGGCAUCGCUGCCUUUUUGCACAAGAUGAGGCUGAGUCGACCGCUCAUGGUUCAGACAGAGGUAAGGUCUGAGUUAGCCUAAUGCAGACGAUCACCACAUUCACACCAGAUACUACCCUAAAACAUGGCAAUAUCUAUUGAUUAGGGUUGGGCGAUAUCUAGAUUUUCAUACCGUCAUACCGUUUCUGUACCAUACCGGGGUAUAUGGUAUUACCGAAUGUGCACAAAACAAUUUAGGCAACAAGGAUGUUGAUCCAGGAGGGGAUUGAAUGUAUCUGCUGUAACCAAGAAGCUUGAUCUUGACAUCUAGCCACUUAGCUAGCAAGUUAGCAAACCAAAUGCAUAGCUGGAGGCCUGAGCUGGAUAUCAUUUAUUUGACACAUCUUAGAUUUCUUAUAGUUAUACUUAACUUAUAGUUAUAAGCAGUGGUGUAGCACACAGCCCCGCCCUCUUUGGGUAUAAUGACUAAAGGUUUGAUUUAAAAAAUGUAUACAUGACUUAUGAGGCUAUAUUUGUGGCUUAUCAUUGCCAUUUACAUUCUUUCAGUCGCAGUAUAUUUUCCUGCACCAAUGCAUCAUGGAUUCUCUGGAGCCCAAAGAGAAGAUGAUACAAGAGGCCCUGUAUGAGAACUCGGACCUGAUCUACGCCAACGCCACAGCACUGAGGGAGUUUCAAGCUGGCAAUCCAAAGGUCUUAAGAUAAGGCCAUGGAUUGUCUGCUGUGAGUUCGUUUUUUCAUUCACUUUGGCACAUUUUUCAGAUGUAAAUGGUAUAUUUUCAAAAUUCUCGAAGUACAAAACUCUAAACUGAUAACAAUUGUAAUGCCCCCUAUCUUAUGUUCAGAACCUUUGAUUGUGCAUUCAAUGGGGUUUCACACAUCUUUCACCCGAGUCAUUCAUGCAAAAUCAAUGUUUUCCGUGAAAUACCGUUUAGUCAGUUUAGUCACUAAUACAUCAGAUAAUGAUAGGCUCACCAUUUUGUCAUUUUAACUACAAUUAAAUCCAAUAGCAAAAAAUGCAAGAUACACAUUUCAAAACUGUUCUUUUUGAAGUGCUGAAUAGAAAGAAUAAUAGAUGUAAAUAUAAUGUUUCAUAUAGUAUGACUACUUGACAUGCACAAUUAUUUUUAUGAUUUGUAUCCAAUGGUAGGUUGUGAGGAUGUUGAGAAAUAUAUAAGUCUUAGUUUAAUUAUCCUUAUACAGUACAUACGUAGGACAAAUCAUCAGAAAUAAGGGUAUUGUAAAGCAGUUGGCUACUGUAAAAACGUAGCACAUUGUUGUAUCCCAUUUCUGCCCCAUGCAACAUUGAACAAGAUCACCUUUUCUACGUGAUUGAUACAGUAUCGCCUGUCUCUCUGCUUGAAAUUCAUCCGUUUACAGUGAAAGCUGUAAGCUGAAAUUCAGAUGAGUGGAAUAUGUUAUAUACAACCCAGGUAUUUCAGCAGUGCAUGGUACACUACACUAUAACUCCAAAUGGUAGCACAUAGUGACUCUUUCCACUUUGUCCUUUGAAGCACACUGGCUGAUGGAGGAUGAUGAUGAAGUAUUUACAGCCACAUCCAUAUAUAAUUUGUUUUUACCUUCCAACAUCAAAUUGAUACAUUUAUGAGGUAAAAAUAUCUGUCGAUCUGCCCUUGAGCAAGGCAUUUAACCCUAAUUGCUCCUGUAAGUCGCUCUGGAUAAGAGCGUCUGCUAAAUAACUCAUAUGUAAAUGUAACUAGGCACUACAUAAUUUUGGUUCAGUGGUUAUUAGUUUUGAGCAGUUUUAUUGAGUUAAUUGUAUUGUUAACAAAUGACAAGAAAAUCUAUCAAAAGUAAAGUGAAUUUUAAAUUUCGGAAAGCAGAUAUAUAAAAGCAACAUGCCACAAUUUUACGGCGUUACAGUUCAUAUAAGGAAAUCAGUCAAUUGAAAUAAAUUCAUUAGGCCCUAAUCUUUGGAUUUCACAUGACUGGGCAGGGGUGCAGCCAGGCCCACCCACUGGGGAGCCAGGCCCAACCAAUCAGAAUGAGGGAAAAAGCACCCCCCCACAUUUUACAUUUACAUUUUAGUCAUUUAGCAGACGCUCUUAUCCAGAGCGACUUACAGUUAGUGAAUACAUAUUUUUUUAUACUGGCCCCCCGUGGGAAACGAACCCACAACCCUGGCGUUGCAAACGCCAUGCUCUAUCAACUGAGCUACAUCCCUGCCGGCCAUUCCCUCCCCUACCCUGGGCCAAUUGUGCCAAGUGACCUUUUAUUGUCCCCAGCACAAGGUGCACCUGUGUAAUGAUCAUGCUGUUUAAUCAGCUUCUUGAUAUGCCACCCGUCAGGUGGAUGGAUUAUCUUGGCAAAGGAGAAAUGCUCACUAACGGAUGUAAACAAAUUUGUGCACAGCAUUUGAGAGAAAUAAGACUUUUGUGGGUAAGGAACAUUUCUGGGAUUUUUUAUUUCAGCUCAUGAAACAUGGGACCAACACUUUACAUGUUUAUAUUUUUGUUCAGUGUAGAUUGAAUAUGUAUCCAAAUUAAGAGUGAUUUGGUGCAGUGAACAAUGUUUGUUGUACUCAGUCAAUUGAAAAUGUGCUUAAGAGUUUUUGAUGAUCUGUUUUGAGUUGUGAAAAUUGCACCAAUGUGAUUGAUUAAAAAAAAGUUUAGUCUUUGUGGUUAAGAGGCCCAUCUAUGAGCCCAAGAUAACAUCUGACAAACAAUGGCAAUCUCUUGCUAAUUUCUUCUGUAUGUUGAGAUUUUUUAUUUAAAUAUUUUCACAUCACAUGUACAUAAUGUUUUAGCCUAUAUUGUAUGUAAUCAUUCACUGGAUAUAAUCAGGAGAAUUCAGCACACUUCACAUUAACCUAUGUACUUUGGUUUUUUAUCAUUGUGUUAGAAUACUCAAUGCUGCUUGUGUUUUCAAUACAUUUCAGUUAUAGCCUAUCAAUUUCAAAAUUGCAAUUGAAAUGAUUCAUGGAGGAUUAGAUUUUUACUUGACAUUUAUUGACAAUGUAUAAAAACAUGUAAAUAGAUCAAUCCAAAGUAUUGUCACUUGGUUUUCAUGUAUCACAAAGCGUAAAAAACAAAAAUUGUCAAUCCAGUAGCACCCAUUUUCACAAAUACUGUUAUAAUAAGAGGCCAAACCAUCCCCCUAUUAAACCCAACCGUCAACAACCAUUUUAUAAACAUUUUCACCAUCCUCAGUCUGAAACGCCGUCAUUCCCGGAGGAAUGCGAGAAAUAAAUGCCGAUAAUGGCGGCUCUGGAUUUCUCGGCGUAGCUAGGCACCUCCACCACCGGCACCUGGUGAUUCUCGGCCGGGUGCAUGGUCUCCAGCACGGUAUCGUUGAGCGCAGGCACCGAAAACUUCUUAGCGAUGUUAUGCAGGACGCAGCAGGCCUUGAUGAUCUCAGCCUUCUUGUCCAGACUGUUCUGCUGCACGUGGCCCAGAUUGGCCAGGCACCUGAAGCGCCUCUUGACCAAGGUGAUGGUCCUCUGGAGGACCGAGUGGAUCAUGCCGUGGGCUGCAUUGAACCGCCGAUCUGCCUUCUCUUUGGCUGGCGAAACGGCCGUCAGGAGGUGUCUGCUCAACGCAUAGCCUUUUCCAGCUUUGUGGGAUCAAAAAAGUGG
This is a messenger RNA of Coregonus sp. 'balchen', 14549 nucleotides long. The record is from the annotation of a GenBank genome assembly. NCBI's taxonomy places the organism in Eukaryota, Metazoa, Chordata, Actinopteri, Salmoniformes, Salmonidae.